AUGGGUAGGUACAUGCCAAAGAUAUUAUUUGGUGGACUGAAGAGGGAUCCCCAUUGCUUGCAAAUGCAGGAUUCAUCAAAGAUCAUUGAGUUAGAAAAGGAGUGCGAAGACUCCACAGCCCUGAUUCCAAAACUUGAGGAAAAUAUUCCAAAACUGCAAAAGUUCUUGCUGGAUGAGGAGAAAGUCUUGGAGGAAAUUAAAGAUAAUUCUAAAAAUAUUGCCAAUUUAUCGGGUGGCGAAAAGACUCUGAGUUCAUUAGCUCUUGUUUUUGCACUUCAUCACUACAAGCCAAUCCCACUUUAUGUAAUGGAUGAAAUUGAUUCGUGCGCUGACUUCAAAAAUGUUUCUAUUGUGGGGCACUAUGUAAAGGACCGGACAAAGGACACACAGUUUAUAAUCAUAAGCCUCAGAAACAACAUGUUUGAAUUGGCCGAUCGACUUGUGGGGAUUUACAAAACUGAUAAUUGUACCAAGAGCAUUACAAUUAACUCAGGGAGUUUUAUGGUGUGUGAAAAAACUGCUUUAUGA
Molecule: messenger RNA, 528 nt
Organism: Corylus avellana
Lineage: Eukaryota; Viridiplantae; Streptophyta; Magnoliopsida; Fagales; Betulaceae
Source: RefSeq, a predicted model, not a curated record